AUGGAUUUCUCUCAGAUGCAGACGCCACCUCCAACAAGAGAUGCCACGUCAAGAAGGAAUAUGCAGCAGAGUGUGAGCAAUCAGAACACGACCCCGGCAACAGUCAUACGAAGGACACCCCUUCAGCAAGUACCAAGGUCCGAUGGCAUGUUCAACCAGACAACGUUUGGGUACGCAGAUGGUGUGCCAUUCUCACCUGGCAUGAUGCCCUUCGCCAAUGCUGGGCAAAUGUCGGCUCCGCCAAUGCCUCAGCAGAGGCUCUUCUGGGAUGGCAAUGAUGCCAGCCAGAUGGAUGUAGACAUGUCUGGAGCAUUAGAUCCGUUUGGACCUACAUCUAACAAGCUCCAAGGUAACCUCGGCUGGCAAACCUUCCACUCUCCUGUGGUCGAGCAGAUGCAAGCACAGUUCCAGCCACAGCAGAACAGGUUAUCAGCUGGGCCCAUAGCAUCGUUUGACACAAGUACAGCUGGCGAGGAACUUUGCUCGCAAACCGGCUCUUUCGUGUCUACGACUGCUGGUGUCGACCCAAGCAUGCUGUUCAGCUUUACCAGCCCUGACUGCACGACUGCGUCAUUCGGCAGCAUGCCGCAACGCGCCGCCUUUCAGCCUGAUAGACAACCGUACGAGUCACAGAUUCUGGAAUCAAGACGCGAAAAGGAAAAGGCAAAGAAACCGAGGAGUCUGCACUCUCGUAGCAAUACUAAUUCCUCGUCUGGCUCUGUCGAGGACAGCAGGCCCAGCCUACAGCGCAGCAACACCGACAGCGGCUUCCGCAGAGCUCGACCCGUCAUCUCGGAGCGAAGAUCUUCAGCAGAUACUAGUGCAGCCCAUCACAUCCCACGCCGCUCGUCGCCUCUAAAGCGUGCGAACAGCGGCGCACUGAAAGUCAUCCCUGAGGUCGGUCGAAGGCCUCGUACCCGACUGAUUAUCGACGAGACUGGCCGAGCUCGUACAGAGACUGUUCCAGCGGAGCAAGAAGAGGUCACUCCUAGAGACAUACGAAGGACCUCCCAGACUACCACGAGACACCAAUACCCGGCGUUGUGGGAGGAGGGGGACACCGAGUUCGACUCAGAUGAGCUACAGCCUACCCUGAGCCGUAACAACUCGUUCAGCAUCCCACAGCUGCAGCGCCGUGCCUCGAAGCAUGCCAGGGCUAAGAGCAAUGAGCUGUUAAGAAACAAUUCUUUCAAGACGGCUCGACCGGCAUCAAGGACGGCCUCGAGGACCUCUUCAGGUGCAUUUGAUACAGCAUCUUUUGGCUCUGUGAGGACAGGCAGGCCACAUAGCCAAAAUGCUUCUUGCAGGAUCAGCAUCACCAACGUUCCGACCGCAUCAUCGUUUAGCAAGGAGCCGAGUACCCAAAACAUGUUACCUGACUCUCCCGGCGAUGCCUUGAGCGCCAUGCAGAAGGUGGUCGGUAGCCGGCAGGAGAGGAUCCAACGAGCCUCAAAGAACACUCUGCACGCGCACAACCAACGCUGGGCCCAAGCCUCUGCGGACUUCAGUAACGCCUCUACACCUCACGGCCACGGCCGCUACGAUCCAUUCACCAACACCUUCAAUGGCUCGCCUAGCACCGAAGGUCUCACGACGCCGUCGACAGACCGCAGCAGUCUCUCGACCGACAGUACACGUUGUGUGUGCCACAGCACAGACGAGGGACAGCCAAUGGUCCAAUGUGAAAGCUGUGAGAAAUGGCUGCACAUGGGCUGCCUUGGCAUGAAACCAAGCACACUCCCUGCUGUAUAUGUCUGUGUCUUCUGCACAGGUCAAAUACCACUGGUCAGAGGUGGACGCGUCAGAGGCCCAGGCCCCUUCGACUCGCCACUCACCCACAAGUCACACUUCCGUCGCUAA
Messenger RNA from Didymella exigua CBS 183.55, 1860 nucleotides. RefSeq lists its product as uncharacterized. NCBI's taxonomy places the organism in Eukaryota, Fungi, Ascomycota, Dothideomycetes, Pleosporales, Didymellaceae. The record is from RefSeq and is a predicted model, not a curated record. The coding region runs from base 1 to 1860 and encodes 619 amino acids. The transcript is spliced from 2 exons.